This is a messenger RNA of Contarinia nasturtii (swede midge), 1042 nucleotides long. RefSeq lists its product as uncharacterized. The annotation marks the transcript as partial. The record is from RefSeq and is a predicted model, not a curated record. NCBI's taxonomy places the organism in Eukaryota, Metazoa, Arthropoda, Insecta, Diptera, Cecidomyiidae. The transcript is spliced from 5 exons. Gene Ontology annotation, cellular component: membrane.
AACAAUGAAGUCCUAUCGAAUCUUCCACAUCCAUUUUUCUAUUAUUUAGCCCUGCUGAUUGCAGCAGUUGGUUUGGUUGUCAUAUUUGUUAGUCUCAUUGGCUGGUGGACGAUUUUUUGGUGUAAUUAUUGCAAUUUGAGCAUUUAUUUUCUAGUCGUGCUGUUAUUAUUCGAGUCUACAUUUUGUUCAAUGGUGACUGUCUGGCCAAAGUGUGUUGGUCUUCAAUUAAAUGAAUCUCUUAUGGUAAAAAUACUGCAAAACUCUUAUGGUGUACAGCAACAAAUGACGGAUAGUAUUGAUUUAAUUCAAACUCAUUUCAAAUGCUGUGCUAUAUCGAGUAACGUAAACUAUGAUAUGUCCUUAUGGAAACUUCAGAACUUCGGGCAAAAAGAUUGGACAGUACCACAAACAUGUUGCAUCCUCAAAAAUAUCAACGAAGAGCGUUCUUAUCUCGAUCCAAAACCGAUGAAUAUUUCACUAUGCCAAUCAUUGCUCAAGCAUGAAUAUAAUGGAGCACGACAUAGUGAAAAUUGUUUAGAACAUCUUAAUGCAUGGUAUCAGAAUCAUUAUUUUAUGUUUUUAAAAGCAGGUGCUUUUAUUGCUAUCGUUGAAUUUAUGGUGCUCGUAAGCAUUAUUUUGAGCUGCAUUCAAAUUACAAAAUCAACUCGAAAAAGUUGUAGAAACGUAGGAACUUCUAUGGCUACAAAUCUUAAAAAAAGAAUGGCCCCACAGCCGCAAUUUCCACCCAAUGAAAAUCUAUAUUUUCGAAAUGUUUUAAUAUAAUUCUUUUUUGUAACAAACCAUAUUACAAAUCGAGAAAAAAAUAUUAUAACACAAAUCAAUUGGGCUUUCAUAAAAUUUUAUUGAUUUAUUUUAAGAUAUGUUUUGUCGUCUACAAUUUUAAAGUUGAACAGAAAUUCUGUAAAUGAGUCAGUGAUUACUUAUAUGUUUUAACAAUAUUAGCUGCAAAUCGGAAUAUUACUGAUUUUAAAAAAAUUGUUGAAAAUGAAUGGAGGAAUAAAUAAUAUUUUGUUUUUAAAUU